GCGGCGGCGACUUGUGUUGUUGGAGCCGCGGAGACAGUGAGGCCGCAUCGCACCGGACCCGACCCGACCCAUAGCGCCACCGCCGCCGCACCCACCCACUGCCGCCAGCGUCCCCAACGCAGCAACCGUUGACUUGAUCGAGUUUUUGGUGAUAAGAUGUCGACCACUGUGAACGAGAACGCUUCCCCCCGCCUGACCAAGUUUAAGAACAAGGGGAAAGACGCCAAUGAAUUGAGACGGAGGAGAAUUGAAACCAACGUUGAACUGCGGAAAGCCAAAAAAGAUGACCAGUUGUUUAAAAGGAGGAACGUCAGUAGUUUGCCGGAUGAAGCUUUGUCGCCUCUUCAAGAAAAGAAUAAUGCACAGAUGCACAUGAGUUUGGAUGAGAUUCUCGUGAGCGUUCAGUCCAGUUAUUUGGAAACCCAACUUCAAGCAACACAGGCUGCUCGGAAGCUGCUAUCUCGAGAAAAGCAUCCUCCCAUUGACAGAAUCAUUGAGUCUGGGCUCAUUCCCAAGUUUGUUGCAUUUCUUGGUAACUUUGACUGUAGUCCCAUUCAAUUUGAAGCUGCCUGGGCUCUCACCAACAUAGCUUCUGGGACCUCCGAUCAGACCAAGGCUGUUGUCGAUGGUGGUGCCAUUCCAGCUUUCAUCAACCUACUGGCCUCUCCGUAUCCUCACAUUGUUGAACAAGCAGUGUGGGCAUUAGGAAAUAUUGCAGGUGAUGGAUCACACUACAGAGACUUGGUCAUCAAAUGUGGGGCCCUUGACCCAUUGUUGGCCGUGUUGGAUGUGCCUGAAUUAUCUUUAUUAUCGUCUAGUUAUCUGAGGAAUAUAACAUGGACACUGUCAAAUCUCUGCCGGAACAAGAAUCCAUCUCCACCAGUUGAAGCAAUAAAACAGAUUCUGCCAGCCCUCAUAAGCCUCCUACAACACGAUGACAAAGAAGUUCUUGCAGAUGCUUGCUGGGCUGUUUCGUAUCUCACAGAUGGUUCCAAUGAUCGUAUUGAUGUGGUGGUGCACACUGGUGUUGUACCACGUUUGGUCCAAAUGCUUUCAUCCGGUGCCCUGGCAAUUAUUACUCCUGGCCUGCGGGCAUUGGGCAAUAUUGUGACUGGUACAGAUGACCAGACCCAGGUAGUGAUUGAUUCGGGUGCGCUGAGCUUGUUUACUGCUCUGCUGGCACACCCGAAAAGCAACAUCCAGAAAGAGGCUGCGUGGACACUCUCGAACAUCACUGCUGGGAAGCCAGAACAAAUCCAGGCAGUUAUUGACAACGGGUUGGUUCCAUUCCUCGUUCAGCUGCUUAAUAAGGGUGACUUUAAAACUCAGAAAGAAGCCGUCUGGGCCGUGACCAAUUAUACCAGUGGUGGUACAAUUGAACAAAUCAUCUACCUUGUUCAAACUGGAGUUGUUGAGCCAUUAUUGGCACUGCUAUCAGUUAAGGAUUGCAAGACCAUCCAAGUCAUUUUGGAUGCCAUUACUAAUAUCUUCCUGACUGCAGAUAAAGUUGGCGAAACAGAUAAGCUUUGUUUAAUUAUUGAAGAAUGUGGAGGUCUGGAUAAAAUUGAGGCUCUACAGUCUCAUGAAAAUGAACUGGUAUACAAAGCAUCACUGAAUCUGAUAGAAAAAUACUUCUCAGAAGAGGUGGAGGAAGACCAGAACAUUGUACCAGAUGCCACUGGAGAAGCUUUCACCUUUCAGACUGAGAACACUGCUAUAAAAUUUGACUUUUAAAUUCCUUCAAGCAUUAAAACUACGUUUCCAAUCUCUAUCUUUCUCUCCUGACUGCCACAUUUAUCUAGCACCUGUACUCGAGUAUUUUCUUGUACAUUUGUAUAAUUUGUUACCUCGUGUAAACUUGUAAUUAGAAUGUAAAUAUUUCUCAGAACUUUCACUAUUUUAUUUUGCCAUUUGAGAUGAUAUUCUGUUUCUUCAAAUAAAGUAUUCAAGAUAUUUUUUG
This is a messenger RNA of Amblyraja radiata (thorny skate), 1960 nucleotides long. It is a transcript of the gene kpna2, whose product is annotated as karyopherin alpha 2 (RAG cohort 1, importin alpha 1). Lineage: Eukaryota; Metazoa; Chordata; Chondrichthyes; Rajiformes; Rajidae. The transcript has 11 exons. Gene Ontology annotation, molecular function: protein binding; nuclear import signal receptor activity. The coding region runs from base 157 to 1734 and encodes 525 amino acids. Gene Ontology annotation, cellular component: cytoplasm. Gene Ontology annotation, biological process: protein import into nucleus. The record is from RefSeq and is a predicted model, not a curated record.